AUGCCUCCAUGGCGGUUCCGAUCUGGCGGCCUCGCCUGCGCGAUGGCUAUCGCGGUGGCAACGGCGGCCGCGGCAUCCGUGGGAGUGGCCGCCGGAUUAGGGGACGGCGAGGCGGAGUUCGACUACCGGAAGCUCUCCGGGAUAAUAAUCCCGGGAUUCGCGUCGACGCAGCUGCGGGCGUGGUCGGUGCUGGACUGCCCCUACUCGCCGUUCGACUUCAACCCCCUGGACUCCGUCUGGCUCGACUCCACCAAGCUUUUCUCUGCUGUAAAUUGCUGGCUUAAGUGCAUGCUGCUUGACCCUUAUAACCAGACGGACCAUCCAGAAUGCAAGUCAAGGCCAGAUAGUGGUCUUUCUGCGAUUACAGAGUUGGACCCUGGUUAUAUAACAGGUCCUCUUUCUUCAAUAUGGAAAGAAUGGGUCAAAUGGUGUGUAGACUUUGGUAUUGAAGCUAAUGCUAUCAUCGCUGUUCCAUACGAUUGGAGGCUACCCCCAUCGAUGCUUGAGGAGAGGGAUCUGUACUUUCAUAAAUUAAAAUUAACUUUUGAAAUUGCAUUGAAACUUCGAGGAGGGCCAUCUUUGGUUUUUGCUCAUUCCAUGGGAAACAAUGUAUUCCGGUACUUUUUGGAAUGGUUGAAACUGGAAAUUGCCCCAAAGCACUAUAUCCAAUGGCUCGACAAACAUAUACAUGCAUACUUUGCAGUUGGUGCCCCUCUUCUCGGAUCUACUGAAUCAGUCAGAGCCACUCUCUCUGGGACAACGUCUGGACUUCCAAUCACUGAGGGGACAGCCCGAUUGAUGUUCAAUUCAUUUGCUGCUUCUUUAUGGCUCUUGCCAUUCUCAAAAUACUGCAAAGCUGAUAAUGUAUACUGGAAGCAUUUUUUUGAGGGAAAGGCCCACAUCAACAGACAACAAUGCGAUGAGAUGGAGUAUAGUUCUGACAACUCUGGAUGGCCCACAACCCUCGUCACUAUCGAGGUUCCUACAGUUCGAGGUACGGAUGCUUAUCCAUCCAUUAUGGACAUAACAGAGGACAUAACAUCCAACAUGGAGUGUGGAAAGCCAACACUCUUAUCAUUUUCUGCCAGAGAAGUUUCAGAUGGUACUUUGUUCAAAACUAUGCUGGAUUAUGACCCACAGAGCAAAGCCCUUAUCCAUCAGCUGGAGAAGUACUACCAGGGUGACCCAGUUCUCAAUCCUCUCACGCCCUGGGAGAGACCCCCAAUAAAGAAUGUAUUCUGCAUAUAUGGCAUUGAUACAAAGACUGAGGUAGGAUACUAUUUUGCACCAAGUGGCAAACCAUAUCCAGAUAAUUGGAUAAUAACUGAUGUGAUUUAUGAGUUUGAACAGUCCCUACUGUCAAGAUCAGGUCAUUCUUUUUCUGGAAAGCCUAACAAUUCCAGUGGAGAUGGAACAGUAUCCUACAACUCCCUGUCAUUGUGCAAGGAAUGGCUUGGGCCAAAAGUGAACAUAACAAGGACUCCACAGGCAGAACAUGAUGGGUCUGAUUUACAAACAAGAAUGAAUGCUGAGCACUAUCAUGGUGAGGAUCUAUUUCCCAACAUGACGAGGGCUCCACAUGUAAAGUACAUAACGUACUAUGAGGAUGCUGAAAGUAUUCCAGGAUGGAGAACAGCAGUCUGGGAGCUUGACAAAGCAAAUCACAGGAAUAUUGUUAGGAUGCCAGUGGUCAUGCGUGAGUUAUGGCUUGAAAUGUGGCAUGACAUGCACCCUUAUUCAAAAUCAAAAUUCGUGACAAAAGCGUUCCGAGGUCCAUUGAGACACGAAGAUUGCCACUGGGACUAUGCAAAAGCUCGGUGCGCCUUUCCAGAAUUCUGUGAAUACAGGUACACGUUUGGUGAUGUGCAUCUAGGAAUGAGCUGCAGGCUGAAAUAUUCAUCAACUAUGCUCCUUCGGCAGUAUCUCUGA
This is a messenger RNA of Triticum turgidum subsp. durum (durum wheat), 1929 nucleotides long. The record is from the annotation of a GenBank genome assembly. Lineage: Eukaryota; Viridiplantae; Streptophyta; Magnoliopsida; Poales; Poaceae.